Messenger RNA from Malus domestica (apple), 2503 nucleotides. RefSeq names its product probable xyloglucan galactosyltransferase GT14. Gene Ontology annotation, molecular function: glycosyltransferase activity. The record is from RefSeq and is a predicted model, not a curated record. NCBI's taxonomy places the organism in Eukaryota, Viridiplantae, Streptophyta, Magnoliopsida, Rosales, Rosaceae.
UAAAAAUAAAAUAAAAUAAUGCCAUCCAUCUUCUUCCAUUCCUUCGUCUUCUUCUUUCUGCAUGAACCCUUCUGCCACCUAUGUCCCGAAGUAGGCCCCACCUUGAUGCAAUCCUCUCCUAAAAGACCAACAGCACCCCUCCAACUCCAACAUGUCCAUUUCAGAUACAGUGACAGCCUAGCAGGCAUUUUUCUGUCAAGAAAUUUGUGAUUCAUGUGAAGAGGGUUUGUUCAUCGUAAAUGGUGGCAGAGUUGUAUAUAUCUGCAGUUGUAAGGUCGUGUAUCAUCCUGUUCCUGUUGGCUAAUCCAACAGGGACACUUGUCAUAAAAUACCUUUAGAGAGAGCCAAUGUCCUUUGAGUGAUUUGAAAGCAUGUCUAAGGAUUUAUGCUUAAUUAUGUAGUAAAUGUAAGCAUGUCUAAGGAAAUAGCAGCAUUUUGUAAAAAUAAAAUCAAGGGUCUUUAUUAAGUGAUUCAAUUGCGAUCGUUUUUCCAUUCAUCUUUCGUUGUCUUUUCGUUUUCUUGCCUUUUUCUUCCUCAUUUUCUUGGAUUCAUUUGCUUUUUCUCCUUUUGUCCACUUACCAUGUAAAUGCCAUCUUAAUCAGAUCACCUCCCUUUCUUUCCCAUUUUCCAAAUUUCAUCAUCGAUCCCUUCACAUAAAAAAAAAGAUUUCACUGUCAAAUUUUCAAUCAGUAUUCUGUCCCAAUUAAUAUUUCCAUUUGCAAAAAUUCUCCCACACCAUAUAUUUUGUUUCAUGUGUUUCUUUCUCUCUUCUCCCUUGAGACUAUUCCGGUGAAUCCGUCACGACCGGAGAUAUAUUCUCCUGGCAGAGAGGGUUUGUGUGAUCGAAGAAGGUCGAAUGGAGAAACCACUCGCCGGAAAGUACUACAAAGAAAAAUGGUUUGGUGUACUAGUCUCAUUUUUCUUGUUCUUUGUAUUGCUUUGCUUUGAUUAUUCAACUUCAAUGUUGGGUGUCUACAGUGGGGUAAAUUUGUUAGUCAAUAAACAUGUUCGUCCAUUCUACCUCAAAGAUUCGUGUUUUGGCCGCUACAUUUACAUCCACGAUGAUCUUCCAACACGGUUCAACUACGAUCUCCUCGCAAACUGCCAGUCCCUUUCGACAGGAAGCAAGGCCCUUAGUGAUCAAGGUGCGAAUACUGGUGACAAUAUGUGUCCUCACCUUGUGAAUUCGGGUCUUGGUCCUCAAAUCGGAAAGCCCGGCAAGGUUUUGGCAAACAAGAGUUGGUUCAUCACAAAUCCCUACUUGUUAGAAGUCAUUUUCCACAACAAGAUGAAGACGUACAAAUGCUUGACAAACAACUCCAAUCUGGCUUCAGCCAUUUAUGUACCGUCAUAUACCGGCCUUGAUGCGAGUCGCCAUUUGUGGGAUUUUGAUCACAAUGUCAGGGACGCGUCCGCGAAAGAUCUUGUGAAUUGGCUUACGCGGAGGCCUGAGUGGAAAAUGUGGGGGAGAGAUCAUUUUUUCGUUUCCGGGAGGACUUCUUGGGAUUUCAGGAGGCCCGACAAUGGUUCUGAUUGGGGUACUAACUUAAGGUUUUUGCCGGGGUCGAUGAACAUGAGUAUGUUGUCGGUUGAAGGAAGUUGUUGGAGAAAUGACCUUGCUAUACCGUACCCGACAAACUUCCAUCCUUCAAACGAUAGUGAGGUUGUUCAAUGGCAGAACAGAGUGAAGAAGUACAAAAGGCCUCACUUGUUCUCUUUCAUCGGUGCGCCGAGGCCUGGCAUGCAAAAAUCGAUCAGGGGAAAACUUAUCAAUCAGUGCCAAGCAUCAAACAACUGCAAGUUCGUGCAUUGUGGUUCUCCUGGGAUUAAUUGUAACGACCCCGUUACAGUUAUGAGGGUUUUCGAGAAGUCGGUCUAUUGCUUGCAGCCUCCAGGUGAUUCACACACAAGGAGAUCAGCAUUUGAUUCUUUACUUGCUGGUUGUAUUCCGGUCUUCUUUCAUCCUGCGACUGCAUACACGCAGUACUUAUGGCAUCUGCCGGAGAAACAUACUAAGUAUUCGGUGUUUAUUCCGGUGAAGGAAGUGGAGGAUUUGAAAGAAGGCAUGAUCGAGAAAACUUUGCUUCGAAUUUCAGAAGAGAGGGAAUUGGCAAUGAGAGAGGAGGUCAUAAGGCUGAUACCAAAGCUGGUGUAUGCAGAUCCCAGGUCGAGAUUAGAGAGCGAAGACGCGUUCGAUUUAGCUGUGCAGGGAGUUCUUGAGAGGAUAGAGAAUGUUAGGAAGGUGAUUAGAGAAGGGAAGGAUCCUAGCGUUGGUUUUGCAGAUGAGGAUUGGACUAAAUUCAUGUUUCCGGAGGCACCAGAAGAAUAUUGAUUGAUGUAAAAAGAGAGAAGAAUAUGAAGACAUUCAAAUUAAUCAUAAUUUUACUGCCAUUUGUUUGUAGAAAGUUGUAUGAUGCUUAUUCCAGCAUUCAAAGAAAUAUAGAUUUACUGCUUUCUUUUAUAUACAGCAUAAAAAUAAAAUGUGCUUACUUUUUCGUUGUUU